AUGUCAACAUUGCUGCCAUCCUCUGUCAUGCAGGGAAUGUCACCCGAUCUCGCCUCAUUUCUGGGGAACAUGCAGGCCCAAUUCAUGUCACUACAACAACGUACCAAUGAACUUGAAUCUCUUGCCGCAACUAAUGCUAAAUUAACUGCUCAAUUAGUUAAUGCAGAAAAGCUAAUUGCUGAUCUCAGAUCUCAAUUAGCAUCUCAGGGCAAUUGCCAAAUUACAACAAAUGCAUCAACAUCAUCUGCACCAACCACACCCAAGGAGCCUGGCACUGAGGCUUCUACAUGGGCUACAACUGCUGCUGCUGCUCACAACUCUGUUGUUGUUCCUACUGCUCUUUCUGUUUGCAAGACUCCAAGACCUCCUUCUGUUCGCCAGGUUGCUGCUUCUGCUAGAAUGUUUGCCAUUCCCACUGGUCCCAAAGGAUAUCAAUAUGUGUAUAUCCCACGUUCACGUCGUCUCACACAUAGAAAAGUGCGCAACUCUUUGAAAACACUUGGUGUUGAUACUGGCCGCACCUUGGAUAUCAAUUUUCCUGCCAAGGAUGUAGUUGGCAUCCUAGUUCACAACCAGUAUGCUGAGAAAUUCCAGACCACUCUGACCACAGUUGCCAUUGAGAUCUUAGAUGCGUUUGACCCUUUGGAUCCCAAAAACAUUGCAGAUCCCAAAUAUAAGUCUCUUUCUGAUUCAGAGCUAGAAGAAGUUGCUGCUGAACUUCAUUCUGAUCGUUGUAUGAAGGCUCUCAAGUACCUUCGUCCUCAUGUUGCUGUUCCUGUUGGUCAUUUCUUUUGUGAUCAAGGCUGGAUCUCUAAGGAAGAUAUUCCUGUCCAUUCUGUUUCUGGUCCUGGUGCUGGACUUUGGAAUGCUAAUGGUCUACAGCCUCGUGCAAUUUAUGAUGUUCUUCAACACUGUCACUCUCUACAUAUGCUUUUUAUCACUGAAACAUGGCUUCUUCCCCCAUCUCGUCUCCCCACUUCUUGGUCCCAGAUUCAUCUUUAUGGUUCACCUGUAGCUGGCAACUACAGAGGUUCUAUGGGUGUUUCUGUUCUUAUUUCUCCAUCUUGUCCUUAUCCUGUCACUCAGAUUCCUAUGUCAUCUAAUUAUGCUUUAGCCAUCAAGAUUGGUUCCCUCAGAAUUGUAUGCCUGUACUUACCGCCCUCUAUGUCCACCCAUGAUGCUCUUGCAGUUCUCUCAUCCAUUCCUUUGACCAAUGACACUAUUAUCUGCGGCGAUUUUAAUUCACGUUUGGGUUCACUUACUGGUGACUAUGCUACUAACACUCGAGGUCUUGCUCUUUGUCAAUGGUUAGAAGAACGUGCUCUUACUGUUGUCAAUGGCCAGCUCUCACCAUGCAUACCUACAUUCAUUUCAUUCCGCCAAAAUGUGGAGAUAAGCAGUAUCAUUGAUCUGUUUAUCACUAAUAUGUCCCUCACCAAUGCCACUCUCAACAUUCAUACCGACCUCUCACUCAACUCUGACCACCGUCUGCUUUCACUUUCAUUUACAUAUGCCAUCAAUCCAACAUCACAUGCACCACCACCAUCUUGCAAAACAUGGAACCUCUCACGUCUUCAAGAACCUGAUGUUCUCAAACUAUAUGCCCACACAUUUGUCACUAAUUCCACCAACCUCAAAUCCACUUUGCAAUCGACCUUCGAACACCCUCCUUCCUCACGUCCACCAAUUGAUGCACUAACUGAUGAAUUCAACUCACUCAUUUAUAAUUCUUUAAGUAGCUCAAUUGGCAACCGUCCUCCCCGUCCUUCCCACUGGAAAAAAUUCUGGAAUCCAGUACUUCAAGCAGCUGCAGAGCACCGCAAUUUCUGCUACAAGAAAUGGCGCCGUGCAUGUGGUAUAGACAGAAUUCAUUGGUGGGAUAAGCAUCUCAAAGCGCAGGCAGAAUUCCGACAUCAAGUGCAAUCAUCUAAGCGCCAAUCAUGGCAUGCUUUCUGCAAAUCAAUGGAACAAGACUUUUCCAAAGCAACAUCAAAGAUCAAGCUACUCAAACGCCGACGGCAGCCUCAACACAUGUUUCAACAUAGUGAUGGACCAGCAACAGCAGCAACAAUUAUGUGUGAGCAUCUUGCAUCUGUAUACAGUGGCAGUAUCCUCCCAGAUCAGCGUCCUCCUCCUCCUCUUCACAGUACUAGUCUGCCUUUUGCCUCUGCCAACUCGCCAUUUGUUUCUUCAGUGGUAGAGGGAUGCAUGCAAUUUAUGCCUAACCGCAAGGCACCAGGCCCAGAUCACAUCAGAGCAGAAAUGUUGAAAGUAAUUCGACCACAAAUUGCUCCACUACUCUCACUCUUGUUCACCAUCUGCAUCUUUGGACCGUCUGUUGUCACUCAUUGUCGUUCUGGAGCAUUGGCUGCUAUGGCAACUCUUACUGCUGUUGGUGUAUGUAGAUCUGGUUUCAGUUUGCUCUUAAGUUCACGUCUGUUCAAAACCUUUAUACGACCAAAAUUCGAGUAUGGUCUUGCAAUCACAUGUCUUUUGCAAAAAGAUGUUUUACUUCUAGAGAAAAUUCAAGAUAAAUGCUUGCAAAUGAUUGUUGGUGGCCAUGCAACUUCAUCUACUGCAGUCUUGAAACAUAUCUGCAACCUGCCCAGUAUGGCUUUUCGCGUUGACAUUCUCAAAACAAAAUUUUGUCUUCGGGCACACACUCUUCCUUCUGGUUGUCUUCUCUCUCUGCUCCAUUCUCAUCAUCUCCAAGCAUCAACACUAUCCACUCUUCACACAAACCCUCUUUUUGCCAGCAUUCCCCCUGAUCUUAAUUGCUCCAGCCGCAUAAAACUAUCCAAGCACUUUGAGUCUUUUAGACAAGAAAAGUUUGCUCACUUUCGUCUCACCAACACUAAGAUUCUCAUCCAAGCUUGCCGCCCUCUUCUUGAAGUUGAUCCUGUAUUGUUUCUUCCUGCUACACGCAUAGAACGUGGCCGUCUAGUACGUUGGAGAAUAGGCUGGUUGCCUGACGCCAUCUCCAAUUCUGCAUCACAAUCCCAUCUCAGCUGUUCUCUCAACUUCCAGCACCACCCACAGAUGAAGACAACAUCAUUGACUUUGCUAUAUCAGCACUACCAAUCUCGUCUACACAUCCAAGCCCUCUAUAUUGGAAAGCUCUUCUUACAAUACUAUGGCAUAUUGACAUGCUAUGCAAUCCUAAUGGCAACUACACACAUGAAACUGAUCAUGUUUGCAUCCAUACAAUUCUAUCAUCAAUCCAUCCAAAAUAUUGCUUCAACCAUUGCAUCCAUUGUCAAACACGACGCAUCUACCCUUUCCACCACCACAUCCAUUGUCAAAAAAAAAUUUCCUAUCGUUCCUGCCAUUUUAUCACCAAUUUUCACUUUUUCUCUACCGAUUGCUGCUAUCUCAAGAUCAUUGCCAAACAUGUUGCAAUUGUUGCCUGCUAAUUGCAUGCAAAGUUUGCCAGCCAAACUUGUGACGUUUUUAACCAGUAUGCAGUCACAGUUCAAUGCACUUAACAAACGUACAGCACAUUUGGAAUCUCUUGCUGCCAAAAAUGUCCAAUUGCAUGCUCAAUUAGCUAAUGUCCAGCAGGAGAAUGCCAAUCUCCGAUCUUAA
Messenger RNA from Phycomyces blakesleeanus NRRL 1555(-), 3585 nucleotides. RefSeq lists its product as hypothetical. NCBI's taxonomy places the organism in Eukaryota, Fungi, Mucoromycota, Mucoromycetes, Mucorales, Phycomycetaceae. The record is from RefSeq and is a predicted model, not a curated record. The transcript is spliced from 5 exons. Gene Ontology annotation, molecular function: catalytic activity. Bases 1 to 3585 code for a protein of 1194 amino acids.